This is a messenger RNA of Lytechinus variegatus (green sea urchin), 2428 nucleotides long. RefSeq names its product delta(7)-sterol 5(6)-desaturase-like. The transcript has 7 exons. NCBI's taxonomy places the organism in Eukaryota, Metazoa, Echinodermata, Echinoidea, Temnopleuroida, Toxopneustidae. Gene Ontology annotation, biological process: sterol biosynthetic process. Gene Ontology annotation, molecular function: iron ion binding; C-4 methylsterol oxidase activity. The record is from RefSeq and is a predicted model, not a curated record. The coding region runs from base 845 to 1888 and encodes 347 amino acids.
AAUUCAGCAUAAAUAUGAAAUGAGAAAGGCAGAGAAAGAAGAGAGUCAUGAAGUUAGGGGCAGUCGACACUCCCAUUGGGGAUCUUCCUUGGCUUUUUACAUCACACAAGAAGACACGAUAGCAAGUUUGGAUACUCACUGCUGAAAACUUUAAGAGAGAUUGGCCUUUUGCAAAAUUACAACAAUUCUGCUAGACUUGCACAGUUGUCAUUCGAAACAAAGCCACGUGAACCAAUUUUAGCUGGAAGAACACAACUAUGACAUUUUCUCUUUCAAAUUUAAUGGCCUUUACCGUUGGUGCAUAUUUGUUACUUUGUAGAUGUGUGCUUUGUCGACAUUCGUUACAAACGGAACAGGCAAUUCGAAAAUAAGCAUUUCAUACAAAGAUCGGCAAUUAGGUCGGUUUGUGUGAACUCAACAGGAACGCUUGAUCUAGCUGCCACCGUAUUGUGUUCAGAGUCAAUAUCACAAUAAUUAUUAUGCGACCUUGUUCUGAACAAUCGGUCGUUCCUACAGCGAAUUGAUAAGUUUGGGCAGGCAGACAGGCAGGCAACUCUGAGUCACCCAAAGUUUGUCAUCAAUGCUGGACCAUGGUAAUGAUGGUUCAAAGGAUUGUGCGAUGAAUAUGUCCUGAUGAGGACUACUACGAUUACUACAACAUCCGAGAAGGAAAGACGUACGUAAACCAAUCGAUAUUCUAAAAAUCUGUGGAGAACACUGUCGACAAGGAAAGAGGAAAGUGAGAAUUCGAGCAGCUUCUUUUGAUCCAUUGCAUGACCAGCUUCCAGACAAGUGUUUGCCUAUAGGAGAGCCUAAAGUGGAUUUUAUACUUUCGAGAAGUGUUAUGGCCAUUCUCACCAAUAUUGCCUCCCUACUGGCCAAAGUCAGAACAGUCAUUGUCGUGGGACUUGGUGCUCUGUUAACAGCAGUACUUGCUACUGGAUUACGAGGGGACUGGUUACUUAUUUACGUCCAAGUCAAGGGACUUUGGCAGGGUGAUACGACAUGGAGAACGACCUCCUCUCAACAUACGUCCUUCGACAUCGACAAUUCAACCGAUCAUGAUUUCGGAAGCCAUCGGAAAUACCUAAAGGGCUUGGGAUUUUACGUUCUUCAAUCUUUAAUUGGGGCUUUCCUCAUCUUUUAUGGAGUUGGUGGAUACUUGAAAUGGUACUACUACAUACAACGCCGUGAGAGGGCAGCAGACUGGAAAUGCCAACCGGAUCGGUUUUUAAAUCCGGAAGAUGACCGGUUGGAGUUUUGGUUGGGAACUCUGAACAUGGUAAUUGGAACUUGUAUAUCAGGUACCCUCGUGACGUACAUUAUGAACGGAGGGGAAACAAAACUCUAUUACAGCAUCAACGACUACGGGUGGGGCUACUUCAUGGCCUCCAUCCCAAUCACUUACCUCUACAACGAAGCAGCUAUUUACUAUCCUCAUCGUCUGCUGCACUUACCGAUCUUUUACCGUCGAUUCCACAAGCUUCAUCAUCGUUUCAAAGCUCCAACUCCCUGGUCAACCGCUGCCAUGCAUCCUUGUGAAUUCAUCUACUUCCAAUUUUUCCUCGAGAUUCCGAUUUUCCUGUUUCCAUUACACGCAGGGGUUUUUCUGUUCUGGCUGAUCUACGGAUAUUACUACGGCAUCAUAUCUCACUCUGGAAUCGAUCUACAUUCUAAACUGCCAUGGCAACCGAGCGCAAUGUUCCACGACGAUCAUCAUAAGUACUUCCAUUGUAAUUUUGGCGUGAAUACGAUGCUCUACGAUAAGCUUCAUGGGACGAUCAGGAAGGCGGACAGAUUCUACUCAGAAACGACCUUCGGGGGGAAGGGCGCCCCCAUCAGACGAACUCCAGAUGCAAAAUCCAAGGAUUUGAAUAAAGACAAGUAGCUACACAUUGAUGGACGUCACUAACGUGGGAUAAGGCGAUAUCCAGCCAGGUUUUUCCUCAAGUCCGCUAUCUUUGCGGAUAUCAGCAUUUUGUGAAAAGUGUAUUCAUCACCGGAAUAUAAUGACAAAGGAUUCUAAAUUCCUGCGAUUAUAGUGAUAAUUAUGUUGUCCUCUUGUUUGCUUUUAUCUGUUUAUUACUGCCUUCAAAAUAAUACAAUAUGAAAUAUGACAUAAUUAUAUGCAAUAUACACAAUAAUCCAGAACAUAAACUAUAUAAUCUUAAUGCAUAAAGAAUACAAAAUAGCGAUGUAAGCAUAAACUUGAUUUUUCAAUAAUAAUAAUUAUUAUUACAUUUAAUGAACGCAGGAGACCGCCAUCGUAAGCGGUUAAGCUUGAGAUUGAUGAUGGCCUCAUAAAUAGGUUCGAGACUGAGGCUGAUAUUUACCUAUAGGUUCAGUGCAGGUGCGAGUGCUGUGGAUAGCAGUAGAGUAAAAUAAGAUUUUUUUAUCACCGAAUGUUGAUAUUUGUGUGGUUAUGCUA